AUGCGGAUCGAGGAGAACACUGGUGUCAGCAGCAGGAAGCUGAAUUUCAGUGGCCUGAGGGUCCCAGUGACAGGAGCAGGGAAAGGGAUUGGACCGCACACUGUGAAGGUCCUGCACGCCUCAGGAGCCAAAGUGGUGGCCGUGACUUGGACCAACCCAGACCUGGUCAGCCUCGCCAAAGAGUGUCCCAGGAUAGAGUCGUGUGUAGACCUGGAUGACUAGGAGGUCACAGAGGAGGAGCUGGGUGGUAUAGGCCCUGUGGACUUGCUGGUAAACAACGCAGGGGUGGUGCUGAUGCAGCCUUUUAUAGAGACUACAAAGGAAAUCUUUGACAGGUCCUUGAACGUGAAUGUGCAAACCGUCGUGCAGGUGUCCCAGAUGCAGACCUGGAGAAGGUGGGGUGGGAUCAUGCAUUUGUUUGCCCAAACUCUUGACUUCCAGAUGGUAGCCAGAGGCAUGAUUAACCAUGGAGUGGCAGGAUCCAUUGUCACCUAUCCUGACAUGACCACCUACUGUGGGUGCAUUGUGGUAGGAACAGGAGUAGGUUCUGCUAUGCUGACCAAAGCCAUGGCCAUGGAACUGGGGCCACACCAGAUUCGGGUAAACUCCGUAAACCCCACUGUGGUGCUGACUGACAUGGGCAAGAAAGUCUCUGCAGACACUGAGUUUGCCAGGAAGCUCAAGGAGCGCCACCCACUGAGGAAGUUCGCAGAGGUUGAAGACGUUAUCAACAGCAUCCUCUUCCUGCUCAGCGACAGCAGCGCCUCUACCAGUGGCGGUGGCAUCCUGGUGGAUGCUGGCUACCUGGUCUCCUAG
Mus pahari (shrew mouse) is the source of this 816-nucleotide messenger RNA. Its product is annotated as carbonyl reductase [NADPH] 2-like. Gene Ontology annotation, molecular function: L-xylulose reductase (NADPH) activity; carbonyl reductase (NADPH) activity. The record is from RefSeq and is a predicted model, not a curated record. Gene Ontology annotation, biological process: xylulose metabolic process; glucose metabolic process. NCBI's taxonomy places the organism in Eukaryota, Metazoa, Chordata, Mammalia, Rodentia, Muridae.